This is a messenger RNA of Plectropomus leopardus (leopard coralgrouper), 1006 nucleotides long. The record is from RefSeq and is a predicted model, not a curated record. NCBI's taxonomy places the organism in Eukaryota, Metazoa, Chordata, Actinopteri, Perciformes, Serranidae.
GAGUGCAGCUCUCAACCAGACAACCCAAGUCACUGUGAAGAAGCAGUGUCUGACUGAUGAGUCAAGAGAGUUCACUCUGGACGUGUCUGUUGAGAUGCCCUAUGAGAUCACCAACCUGCAGUGCAUCACUCACAAAGUCAGGUUUAAGAAAACAGACUGUAAGGCGGUGGUGAGCAUGCUGCCAGGACAGCUGUUGGGUGAAGAAGGCUUCCAGCUGUCUAUCACUCUGUCUGAUGUCCACCUGCCCAGGAUGUGGGUGGAGAAACACCCUGAUAAGGACAGUCAGGCCAGCAUGUUGGUUUUCUAUCCAGACUUUGAAGUUAAAACAAGUUACAAAACCGAUGAAGUUAUCCUGUUGCUGGACAUGUCUGAGUCCAUGAAGGGAGAGUCUUUCUCCAUGGCAAAGAAAAUCGCCAUACAGUUUGUCAAAGCCCUCGACUUCGAGCUCCGAGUUAAUGUCAUUUGCUUUGGCACAGAUUUCAAUGAAGCUUUCCUGACAGCGCAACCACUCUGUGAAGUUCAUCAGAACACCAAGAAAUUCAUCUUGUUCUGCCCUCCAUCAGGGGGCAGCACUGAGCUGUGGCGGCCCCUGCGAGCUCUCAGCCUGCUGCCUCCCUCCCGCGGCGUCCGGAACCUGCUGCUGCUGUCGGACGGCCACAUCCAGAACCCAGAGCUCACCCUGCAGCUGGUCAGAGACAACGCUCAGCACAGCCGAUUCUUCACCUGCGGCCUCAGCUCUACAGCCAAUCGUCACAUGCUCAGAGCCCUCGCCCAGGCUGGGGGCGGAGCCUAUGAAUUCUUCGACACUAAAACCAAACACAACUGGGCAGAGAAGGUGGCAUGUCAGGUGCAGCGCAUGGGGUCUCCUUGCUGCAGUUCAGUGUCAGUGAAGUGGCAGCAGUUCAACCCAACAGCGCCCCCUCCUGUGCAAGCCCCGAAGCAGCUCCAUGCUCUGUUUAAUGACUGUCACACCCUGGUUUAUGGCUUUGUGCCUCACUGCACUCAG